Anopheles stephensi (Asian malaria mosquito) is the source of this 11258-nucleotide messenger RNA. RefSeq lists its product as uncharacterized. NCBI's taxonomy places the organism in Eukaryota, Metazoa, Arthropoda, Insecta, Diptera, Culicidae. The coding region runs from base 1021 to 3843 and encodes 940 amino acids. The record is from RefSeq and is a predicted model, not a curated record. The transcript has 7 exons.
CCGUGUGUGUGUGUGUCUGCUUAUGAGCUCCCGCUGGCUGGCUAGCUUGCACUGGCAGCAGGCAGCAGGCCCGAGACUGGCCAACAAGACCCCUAUCGUGCCGUGUUUUUUCAGCGUCGACCGUCGUGCUGCUCUUCGUGCCGUGUGAGCGUGCGGGUUCAGUUUCUUUAGAAUUUUUGUACGGCAAACAUCGCUUCGCCCGUUUUCGGUUUUCACCGUCAUUUUUCACCGUGCACACAGCCUUCUGCACGGUGAAACGCAUCCGCAAACUAAAAAAAACGAAUAGUGCGUUGAGUUCUUGAAAGGCAAGAGGCAAAAAAAAAGAAAACGAGGAGUCGCACAUUAAUCGAAAAAGAAAACCCCGGGGGUGAAACAAAAUUAAUUAUGAAUAAUCGGUGCGUUAAGUGUAGUGCAGUGCAGUGAUGACUGCUACAGUAGUGUACGACAAAUACGGCAAAGCCAAAGGAAAAUGAAAAGUGAAGCGAAAGUGAAGUGUGAUUCAUGAUAGCGUGCCCGCGGAAAAUGGAAAAUGGAAAAUAUAUAAAAAUUUAUGAUACGGUUCACCGUGAGCAGCGAAUGUGAAAAGUGAUUCCUGUGUUUUGUUUUGGAGUUUGUUUACUGCUGGUUUUUUUCUGGUCAAAAAAAAAAGAAAAGGAAAUCCCUCCAAGGUGAUGCGAAUGUGAGGAAAAAAGGAAAAUUGGAAUAUAUUUAUCAUGUGCCCUGCUGCAAGGAAGUAAAUGGUGUGCCAUUGUUGUUGUGCGUAAAGUUGCGCCCGUUUGGCGUUUGUGUUUGGUUUUGUGUUUCGUUUCUAAUAAGUGUGUGAGUGCGUGCAAAUAAAAAAGUGCAUUUGCUGAGGAUCAUUAAAAUACAGCGGAUACGCACAGCAAUCUUACCUGCCGAAACGCCGAGAAUACCGUGCGGAAGCAGCGUUGCCUACCAUCGAUAGGAGCAGCAAACUAGUAUGCUCCCGGAGGAAUAAACCCAUUGCAAGGACUCUAAGGAGAGAAUGUUUCCAUAGCAAUGGGAAAAGCCGCGCGACGGUCAGUUGCGUCAGAUCCGUCGUCGCCGACCUUACCCUACCACUACCAACAAGAGCAGCAGCAGCAACAUCAACAACACCACCAACGGCAAGUGCACCCGCAAGAGCACUUGUACUAUCCCUCGUCCCUAUCCUACUCCUCCUACACGCCUUCAUCGCCGUCCUCGCCGUCGUCAGCGUACGCGGACUCCUUCACCGGUGCUAGCUACCCGGUACCGUCGCUCGCCUUCUCCUCCACCCCUGCCGGUCCACAGCUGCAAGCACCAAGAACCGCAACGCUCCAGUCGGGUCCGCCGGUAUUCGGUUCCUCGUCGCUAGCACCGGCCGGAUCAGCAGAGCCCGGGUCCGGUGCGAACGAUCUGUUCAUCCAUUCGUCUACCGCGGCCACACCCAACAGCAAUAUCACACCGGAGUUUAGUCCUACGCCGCAAACCAGCAGCCCCGUUACAUACGCUACCAGUCGCGGCAGUAGCACCGAACCCGGCAAGACCGGACCCCCGGUUACCGAGCCUAUCCAACCCACCCAAGCCACCCUGUUACCGUCGUUUCGUCUCUCCAGCAACCAAACGCAGGUCGACCGGGAACGGGAACGGCUCAGGAUGGAGUUUUACGCCACGUACGACGUGAUGACCGGCGUCCGGAUAGCGGCCACGCUCGGCGGUUUCUUCGGCCUAAUGGUGUUCCUUGUCAUCUACAAGAGCCGCACGCGGUCGACGGCCAAAGCACUCAAGGAUCCAACGAUAGCGGCCGUCGCGGCAGCCGUCAUCCAGGAGGAGGAAGAACGUGAGCUACAGGAAGCGAUAGAAGCGACCGCAUUCUCGUUACUACAGGAAGAGCUAAACAUCAACUACCCCGGGCUGCAGCGCGAUCGGUUACUAUCGCUCGGCAACAUUAGUGCACCGCCGAUGCUGAGCCGUGGCCGUCGUAUGUCCUCGAUCAGUGGCGGUUACAGCAGCCUGCUCAAUCCUUCACGACGCUUCUCGUACAGCAGUACGCGGGGACAUCGGAACAGUGUUUCGGUGUCCUCGCGGGUACUCAGUGCCUACAACAUGGGUGGCAGCUUCGGGCAGGACGAUUACGUGCUCGAGAGUGACGGCGAGGAGGCGGACGACGCGUUUGACCAGUUUACGACGACCGCCGAGAUUGGAUAUCCGAGCAAUUAUCUUUCUGUGCCGAAUAAGUGCAACGAAUCUCGCCGCAGCAGUGCGAUGACGUGCUGCAGUACGGAGAGUUCCUUCCUCGAGCGACGAUGCUCCGCCAUCACGCUCGGCCUUUCCUCCUUACCACCGAUAUCGCGUUCGCCGUCGAGGCAGCAGAGCCGCGACGACACGACCGACUGGGAACCGUUCUAUCCCGGCAUCAACAUCAUCGAAGCGACACCGAAGUCGUCGCCAUGUCCAAGCGAACGUAUUGCGCACCGAACGCACGGUACGAAUUCGGAACGCCCGUCUACCAGUCGGGGCAGCCGGACGGGACAGCUGCUCACUCCACAACCUUCAACGUCGGGUGGCGGCCCGCGGAUAAUCACCGCCCCGCUGUUCGAUGACAGUUCGAUCGACUGCAUCUCGGAGUAUCCGAUCGGGAGCACUCUGGAGGACGGCUUCGGGUACCGUCAGCGGCAACAGCCAACGACCCGUCACUACGGUAACGGACGAUCGGAUGAGGUUAGUUUAGCGAACGGAGGUGUCCUACACCAGCCAAGAACGGUUAGCGUUGCGGAAGGUCGCAACGCCACCGUACACACUAAUACCAGUAGUAAUAGCGCAAAUAUUAAUCACGCGAGCGGCAGUGGCACGGUACGUCGUGCUCCGCUAGCAUCGCUCAGUUCCUUCAAGAUGUCCUCGAUCGACUGUCAGGAUACGGAGCCGAAGAGCUGUGGGUCGGAUUCGGUGUUUGGGGAGGAUAGUGGGGCGGAUACGGACGAGGAUCUGCAGCAGUUCAGCACGGAUAGUGACGAGCUGAGCUUAACGAUGCCGUACGAAGACGAUGAAGAUCAGCAGCGGGUACAGCGGGUGGGUCCAAGCCGUGGCUCCCUCUACCGUCGACAGUCAACGCUUGCGCAGGGUGACGAGGAGGAGGAUGGGGACGACGGGACACUUUUACCACGGGACGAUGCACGGCCGCCCGAGCCACUGUCCGUGUACGAGCUCGAGCACGAGCUCAACGAUCGGCAGCAUCAGGUGCAUCAGGUGCCGACAACCGAUACUAGUUAUUUAAGUAGUCUUUCAAUUAGCCAUCGCUCCGGCACCAAGGCCGGGGCGGGCUCGCGGUCAAGCGAACGGGGUGGACCGGGCGUGGGGAAACGCAUCGAAACGAAAGCAAUCAUCGAAAGACAGCAACCAAAUGACAGCAAUCAACCAAGGCAAUCACCGCUCGGGGCCAUACCGAAGGUACCGCCGCACGAGUCGGACCGGAAGCGAGCGAUGUUGCAGACGAGGACACCAACAACGAUCACCACAACAACGGUGCCACCAACCGUUACGGUGCACCUGCCGGAUGACGAUCGACCGGCCGGUAGCAGUAGCAGUAGACGUAGCGAACCUAACCCGACCAGCACCCGGCCCGGGAGUGCUGACGUGACGCGACAGCAGCAGUGCGUUGAGGUGAACGUUAUCAUUAAGAACAGUAGCAGCGGUAACAGCAGCAACAACACCACCAUUAAAAGUCCUUCUGUGAUUCUGGAACUUCCGAUACUGGCGAUCGACGAGGACGAGGAUCCGUCCUCGUCCGCACCGGCCCUGUCGGCGAACGAUCCCUGCAUUCCCGGACCCUCGAGAAAGUGGUCCAAGGAGACACUCUUCUAGUCAAGGGGCACGCUUCUGCACUUCUCCGUUUCUGCUCACCUCACACCGAUCGAUCUGUCAAUCCGUCCAGAACAACUCCAAGCUCCCUUCACUGUCGUACGUGCCAUCUUCUUUAACUCGAAGCAACUACCACAUCUCCAACCCCCCUGCGAUAUUGAAGAAGUUGGCGGAAUUGUUGAGAAAAUCCUCCCCACGCGAACUGCUGCUACCACUACGAGUCCGAGUCGCAACCAUGUAGUGACGUUACACUGUUAUUGAUCGGUUGAUUUGUUGUUGAUGUUAGUAGAGGGCGGUUGGCUUAGGUAGUACGUCAUGAGCGAACUGUCACCGCUGCUGUCCAACUUUCAAGGUCCAACCCGAUGCGCUCUGUAGAUAGUAGAGACACUGAUAUUGACAGGUCAAUCCCAUGUCUGUCACAUUUAGCGAUAACGACUUUCUCCCCCAUACUCUCACUCACACACACACACACACACAUACAGCACAUCACACUCACAACCCAUCUUCAAUCUCUAAUGGACCAAAAGAAAAAACCGUGGAACGAUAUAUUUAGGAAACAAAUGGAAAUGAAACGCGCAAUUGAUUCUCUCGUGACAAUAUCCCGUCCCGCGCAAAGCGUACAGCGGUGACGGUGUGACAGGACAUUCCUUCCAACGAAUUGGGAAAAACAGAAACUCAAAACCCAAAUUCUUCACCGAUUGAAGCAUAACGAUUUGAACAGUUCUAGUGUUCCGCUUCCGACUGGUAGGGAAGUCGUCGACCAAGCUGCCAAAACUGAGUUUUCUCGUUCUCCAUUUCUUUGAGGCUUCAUUUUCUACUCGCAGUCUAAGCGCGAAAACAAUAAGGUAAAUGCAAAAUUAAUUAAUAAUAACACAACUGUCGCCGUGGGAUCGAAUGUUGCAAAUAUGUGCCUAUUGAAGAAGUGUUCCGUGGUGUCCCCGAUACGGUAUGAAAAUUUCGACCCAAACUCACCCUCAACUCAAACCCAACAAAGCUGUAACUAUUAUACACAAAAGCCAACCCUUUCAUCUAGAUUAGUCACAUAGUCCACUAGAAACGCUAACUAGAGCGCAAACUGUCUGUAACUAGGUAUCGAUAGUGAGAAUCAAACUACAACAGGUCAACGAGCUACACAAUCUCUACACCUGAGCAACUACAAACCUUCUUUCUUCUAUGCAGAAUGGUGCGAAUAGUAAUCAGCGAGAGGGAAAACACAAGGUGAUUAGACGAAAACUCUUGCCAGAUGAGCCAGGUGGGAUGGCGAAGUCAAAAAUCGACAUCCGAGAAAGCAAUCAGUAGUUACCAAUGCUCUUACUCUUGGUGAAGCGUGUCCUGAUGUCGUGCUACAAUGUACAGGUGUUUCUUCGGUUCGAGCGACACGCCAGCACCAAGAUGUACACCGUGAAAAUGGCGAAAAAUUAUGCAAAAUUCGAAAUAACCGUUGUGUGUGCUCGACUACUCUUCUUUUCGCAUUUCUGUUGCUCCACUUGCCAGAAGCCAUCGUUAGACGAUCAUUUUCACCCAUAAGCACUUAUUUUACUGCUCAUUUACCCUUACCGGGAGCCGGGUUUUUUUCGACGCCAACAUGGUCGCGGUUUUACUUGUCCCAUACAAUGUUAUCGCGAUUCUGUUGACCUACCAAAAACGACUCCAAAUUGGUGCUUUACCUCGGUAAGGUGUGAAAGAAGCGAAAGCUAAGAAAAAAGUGCUCCGUAAAUGUUUAACCGAAAUUGUGAAAUGAAAACCCGUGACCCGGAUUGUGGGAUAGGAAUUGAAAAACUCACCCCACCCCCGACAAAGAACCAAGACCAACUGCGAUUCAAGAGAAAGCCGAAAGAAAGUUACAUCGAAACCGAAGCUCAUCAGAAAGCCUUGACGCAAUUUAAAUAUUCAUGAGCUUCUGAAUGCCACACGGAAUCAGGUAGCAGACGGGUAGGAAGGCCCCAGAAAUCUGGCUCAAAAGAUGGGUUUCCAGUGAGUGUCUUUCACCGUGCCGGAAAUGUAACUUGCAACGAGCGAACGAAUCGGAGAACGGUGCAACAACAAUCACAGAAAGCAUGUGAUCGAAAAUAGGAUUCAGGAAACAAAAACCUCUCGCCGUGAGCAACUGAGCCUUGAAGUACGCGUAGGUGAUGUGGAGAACUGUGCGCUCCAGAACCUGUAGAACUUCAUUCAGCAGCAUUCCUUCACUGUGGCAUCAACGACACCGAAAGUAUGCAAUUUCGUGGAAUUUUCUCUCAACUUUCCUCAGAAGUUCCAGGCUUGGCUUUCGCUUUGCUCUUACGCGCGAAAGGAAACUCGUGAGCGGAAAGGAAAAGUUAAUCACAAUAUUUUCGUGUAACUGUUGAUAGCGUGGUAAAUCAUCAUUUCCGGAAGGCGGGUAAUUGAAAAUUAAAUUGUGCUCAUGGUUUUUAGCACCCUUUGCUGACACGGGGUAACGAGCGUCCCGGCUUUGACUUCUUGGAAGGGCGCGGAUAUGCGUCCCAUCAGGAAGACUUCAACAAGGACGAACAUUAUUUUUUGAUUACUUCAGCGUCAGGUGAAGUGCUUUGGAUAACAUGAGUUGGCAUGUGUUUGGAUAAUCCCGCACAGGGAUUGGAGAUGUGUGGAGCACACUUGUUGAACCAGUUAAGGUGUUUAUAAGGCUAUUAUGAAAUAGAGUUAAAAGAUGGCUUUUUUCGUGUUUAUUGAGCAAUUUUACAUUUAACCUACUCAAUUUUUAUAUUUUAAAAUAUUUUUUAUGAAACUUUGUAAAGCUUAACGAGGUCCCCAAAUAUUUUUAAAAGCAACAAUUAAACUGAUAUAAAUUAAAAACAAAUCAAAAGGAUUGCUCUCGCAACGAAGUGAAACGAAGUGAAACGAAGGCAAAAAAUAGUUAGAAAAAGUGAGUAACAAAAGUGAGAAGAACGGGAUUGAAAAAAAUCAGAUAAAAGAAGGAUAUAAAACUCUCGAUAAAAAUUAAACACAACACAAAAAUCUAGAAACUAAACUAAAAGAAAUAUAAAAAACUACAAAAAACUAAACAAUCAACCAAACCAAUCAAUCAAUCAACAUCAAUCGUAAGGUAAAGACUAAGAGGAUAAGUAUUUUACAGACUCGCCGUCACACGCCUCUCACACACACACACACCUAGAAGACAUCACGCCAGAACUCUCUAGUCCCGGAUGUAGGAAUGUAAACUAAUAGCCACAACACAAAAAAACAAGCAAAUAAACUCGGUGUACUAUACACUAUAUUCUAUGUUGCCUUCGGAGUUGAACUGUGAAAGACCAAAUCUGUUUUAAACUGAGCUAGGUUUAAUGUUGCGUGCGUGUGUAUAAAUGUGCGUAUGCGAACUAUAUGCGUGUGUUGGAAAAUUAAAAAAAAAGUUAAAGCAAUCUUAAGGAAACAACACAAUCUCAAACACAGGUGCUGGAAUCAAAGAGAAGCAGUAGAAGAAGCUACUACAGUAACGAUCGAUAAUCAGAAUGUCAAUUUCGAGCACACACAAAAAAAACCACAACCAAAACAAACGAAAAACAAUCUUAUUUUACGUCAAAACGUUUAGAACCUUAGAUCCAGUAGCUGUUUAUAGAAAGGGAGGUUAGUUGGUUACUACGGCUACUACGUGACGUGACGCGUAUUACUACCACUGACUGUACACACUGUAGUAGCUGUAUACUUCCAAUCGAACUACAUCUGGCGUUCGGCGCAUCUAAUUGUGAUUUGAAUAGGGACACUUCGGACAAAGCGCGGUCUCGAACGGGUAGCAAACUGUGACAGCUGUGUCACCCACAAUUAGUAUUAGUAGCUUGGUGAAUGCAUGCACUCGGUUUCUCUCCUCGGUGGUAGUCGUGUCGGCAAAUGUCUAGGCUGUUGCAUUAUGCUCUCAACCAAUGCAGAAGAAGAAACAGCUAGUGUGGAUAAACGUUGUUGAGAAUUUAAAUAGGAAAAACCAGAAAAAACUAGCAUUGGACAACUCUAAUUAAAAACAAAACAAACAAAUGACAGAAGAUGAGCAUGGUGAAUGUGUUUAUAGACGUGGAUUGACUGCUACACGAACGCGCUAGAAGCCGGCUCAAAUGGCAUGUUGCUGUCAGCGCAACUGUGCACGCUUUGUUUUAGUUUUCUAGAGCUCUCGUUUCUUUUUCUUGUUAUAUAUCAUUAAAACCCCCGAUUCUUAGUAAAGUAUUUCAUUUCCAUGAAAUUUUUACUUUGUAAAUCUAGAUAAUGUUUUUGUGAGAUGCAAAGCAAAAAAAAAUCUUUUUUCAGCUCAUUUUUGCAAACGUUUCGAGCUAGGUGCUGGUGAUAAGAGUGUUUUCAAAUUUGUUAACUGCUUCAAACGCGACGCGAUUGAUAUUUAGCUAGAAUUCGUAAACAUAACUUAGAAUUGAAAUCUCGGAAGACAGAAGCCAAACAGGACACUAGGAGUGGUUCAAAUAAAGUAAUCUAAAAAUGGAACGCGGUUUAUUUUACAGAAAAAGAAAUUAAAACAAAAGGCUUCGGAAGCAAAUGAAAGCAGCAAACGAAUGAAAAAGAAUUAGAAAAGUAGUGCAAACCGCACAUUCAAAUCAAAACUGUAUUGCAAAACAUUACCAAACCGAAACACACGCAUACACCGAUGAUUGGAGCGAAAAGAAUUAAAACAAAACAAACCAACAUAUAAAUAAAUCAAUGCAUUAGCUUUAAAUAGAGUAUAGGGUAACGAAACAUAACACUGUGGCAAAUGCUUGACUAACUAGGCUUGCGUGCGAACCUUUGAAAGUGAUGCGAAUAGUACGACGGAUAGACGAUAAUUACUACAGUAAAUAGGAGAGCUCGAAAUUUUCGCAAUGGAGCACCCCUGAAGAGCAUUCAACUGGUUGAGCUGCGUGUCUUAGACAAGGAUUUGUGAUAGAACGACUCAAUUUUGUUUGUCUAAUAGUGUUCGUGUCCUCGUGUAGCGCUGCCGCCUCUAUCUACUACCGAUCGAUACUGGGAUACUGCUCGAAAAGUCAAACCAAACUCUGACAUAUAUAUAUACCUCUUGUGCCGGACUUGCUGUACACCAGAAACAUACACACACUAUUGCUCCGCUCUCCCAAGUUAACCCCGAACCCUAGAAAGCGUAAUUCAUGGAAAGGAAGUCCAGCGAAAUCCAUUUUAAGUCGUAGUAAAACACUUCACCUAUUACUUCUAUACAGGUUGUCCAGAACAGGUUGAACAGAGUACGCAAGGGCUCACUCAUAUAGCGAAGCUCAACUCCCAUAUACAGUUAAAAAAAAAAGUUCAGAGUUUAGUAAACCCGGAUUAGAGUAUUCAAAUCGAUGUAAAGCGGUAUUAAACAUAUCUAGGCCCAGGAAAUAAAAUAGAACUGAAACCGAGUGAAUUGCAAAUUUACAAACAAACAAUAUUACUUCAUGUCUGAUGAGCUAAAGAAAAACAAAAGCAAAAACCGAACAAACGAAAAAAACAAAAGAAGAAGCAUUAAGUAAAGAAAUUGUUAUACACGUGUUAUAAUAAUGGAAAAGUAAGUCAUUACUACAUGACAUGACAGUUCCGAGUUCAGUUUUGAAUCAGAAUAAACAAAUAGAAGGCAAAACAACUCUCGCAAACAAUAUGGAAAAGAGACACAAUAGGUAAUAAACAUUGUUGCAUAGGUCAGACAUUUUAAAACGCAUAGCCUGCUUCUACCUUUUCUAGCUCUUCUGUUGCUAUCAUUUAAACGCUUACUGUGCCGGAGCUCAAGCUGUCUCCCUCUCUCGCUCGUUCUAGUUGCGGUACGUCCGCAGCGGAAAAGAUUAGUUUAGAAACGUUGCAAUUACGCGUAGGAACCAAAACAAUGUGUAAAGAACUUAGCACUAAAUUGUAACCACACACAACUGAGCUUACAAUCCGUCAGAAAGAGUCCGAGAGAGAGAGAGGGAGAGAGAGGGAAAACGAUAUAAACAAAACACAGAUAAAUACUUCUCCAGGCCAGUCGUAAGCUGUCAUAUAUCUCUGGAGAGGUAGCUGGCCAGGAACUCUUAGUAGCCAGCGGUUACUAACAAGGCGUUUGGUAUGUUAACGAAUUAUUAGUUUUAAGAGGCAGCGUUUAGCAACACAAUCAAUUGUUAUAGGCUCCCUUUUUGCGUUAAGCGGCAUCAGUCGCUUAGUGCUCUGAACCACGCGAGUUACGGUGGGCAGAUAGUAAACGUCGUUUGUUACUUGUACGAAGCUUACGAAGCAGCCAUGUUAGACGAAAACAAUUAGACGCUCAGUAAAGCAAAAAAAACUCAAAAUAUCCAUGCUACCAACAGGCCACAGAGACACAUCUUCUUUAUAAAAGCUUGUAAAACCAAAAAUCGUUAUUGCAUAGGAUAAAACGAGAACAGUGUAACAAAAUUCCACAAACACUCAACAACACUCCAUUAAAUAGUGUCCUGUUGUAGUAGCAGACGAACCGAUGCAACCAACAACAAGGAAAUGAGAGGAGGAAAAAACUCAAACACACACACACACACACUAAUUGUUUAGCCGUUGAACACAUUCAAGAGUAACUAACAUAAAUCCGGAUGUUUAUAUUAGUACGUUAAUUAGCAAUUGUGUAAUCAUUACUGGAAAGAAGAGGUGGAGAGGGGGUGUUAGCUUACGUACAUCCAACGCAAGAAAGAGAAGAAAUUGUUGAGCCAAAAGAAAAGAGAACAAAAUAGAGGGAGGGAGAAAACAUCGAUUUGAGCCCCUGAAUUGAAGCUAUCAUUAAGUAGUGCUAAACAAUUUGCCAGAAUUUGUGCAUGAAAGAAAACAAAGAAAAAAAUAAAACAAGGAACGAUGGAGCGGCAAAGUAUAAUUCAAUAAAUAAUUUUAGGAUUUGCAUGUAGCGCGCGAUACCAACGGAAAUCAACAAUCAAACAAAAAAUUGCAUGCAUACAUCAAAACUAGCACAAACAAACAACAACAAAAAGAACAAUGAAAGAAAAAUGGAAACGGAAGAGAGGAAGCUAGUUCAUAAAAUAAAAAUAAUAAAAAAAAUAAUUAUAAACAAAUAAUAUUGAUAUUGAGAUAUAAUAACAGUAGGAUUGCAUAGAAUACGCCGAAGCGAACAAAAAUUGACACCCACACACAAAGGAAAAAGGGAGACAAACAAAACAAAAAACAAAACCACACAGAUCCAAGUUGUUUAACUUAAUACUUAGUGCUGUAUAAAUUGUAUAAAAAAUGGCGACAAAAAAAGGAAAACAAAAAGAAAACCCACUUUAAGUUUCAAACGUUAGCAUUAGGUAACGGUGGAAUCGCGGAGACGGGGAAGCGAGCCAAUAAAAUGUAGCGAAUGAAUGUGCGAAUGGCAGACGUCAAUAAAUGCAUAAGCGAGGGAAUGUGGGCAAAGGAAGGGAAACGUAAGGAAACGCGGACAUGAGUUGGACCGUACAGAAUGUGUUACAAAUUGAUAUGUGAAAAAUAAAAGCGCAAAGAUGAUGAAA